AUGAUAGAAAACGUUAAAAAGUCAUCAUUUUUCCAGGAAACACGACUCAGUUUGAAAGAUAUUAAUCAGAACAUAAAAACUCUACAGAAUGAACUACAUGAACAACAGGGAAGAAUAAAGCAGGGAGAAGAGAAAGUAUUGUCUCAGGUUACUGACACAAGGAAGAAGAUCGAUGACCACUUUGAUAAAUUGGAAAAGAAGAUAAAACAAGAAAUUGUUGAGAUAACAAGUGAAUCGAAAGAUAGUAUUAACAAUAAACUACAGAUCCUAGAAAAGAAGACUAACAUCACAAACAAAGCUGACCAACAGUUACAAGAUAUGGACAGGUACGCGACCGAACUCCAAACGUACUUUGGAUUACGGAAAAUUUCAUUAGAAGCAGCUACUACUGAUUCGUACCUGAAGUCGAUCAUUGGAGACCACGCAUUUAAUGAACCUACUUUGCUGUUCAAUAUUGGUGACACAAUCGACAACCUUUCCUCAAGUAUUCAAUCAUUCGGUUCACUUGAGGUACAUAAGACUCAUUGUAAACUGUCUCUCGUAACACACAAAACAAAACAGGCACAAUUAGUAGAGACAAAGAUUAAAUCAAUUGCUGAUAUUAAAUCAUGUCUAAUGAAAACUUUAAAACCAGAGUUUAAAGACAUUGGAGGAAUUGUCGUUCUUCCAAAUGGAAACAUUGCCUUAACUGAAUAUAGUGACUACAAUGUACUUGUAUUUAGUACCGAUGGGAAAAUACUGAGUACAAUCUCAGUUAAACCAGCCAGUGCAUUUGAUGUAACGUAUAUAGAUAAUAAAACUGUAGCGACAACGUCAAACAUGGGAAUUCGUAACGGAGUCAAUUUGAUAGACAUUCAUACAGAAAAAAUUACACAGUAUAUUCCAACAACGUAUCCGUGCUAUGGAAUAAAAUAUUACAAUGAGUCAUUAUUUGUUUGUGCUGGCAAAAAGGGUAUUUUUAAACUCAGCCCGGAUGACAGUAGUAGUAUAGCUAUAUUGGAGUGUGAUCUACCCUCUUGGUCAUACAUUGAAAUUUUUGAUAACAAAAUUUACUGUACUUACGAUGAAACUAAAAGUGUUAUGUGUUGUGACAUGAACGGCAGGGUAAUCUGGAAAUUUAAAGAUGAGAACAUAUUGAAACUACCACGUGGAAUAGCGGUAGAUAACUACGGAAACGUGUAUGUAGCUUGUUUUACUUUACACAGUAUAGUGGUAAUAUCCCAUGAUGGACAACAGAACAGACAACUUCUUUCUAAUGCAGAUGGAUUGUAUUACCCUUAUGGAAUGCAUUUCGACAGAAGAAACAAUCGUGUAUUAAUUGGAAAUCAAAGCAGAACACAUAUUUGUGUUUUUGAAGUUAUAAAUUAG
Molecule: messenger RNA, 1368 nt
Organism: Mytilus trossulus (common blue mussel)
Lineage: Eukaryota; Metazoa; Mollusca; Bivalvia; Mytilida; Mytilidae
Exons: 1
Coding region: 1-1368 (455 amino acids)
Biological process (GO): protein polyubiquitination; proteasome-mediated ubiquitin-dependent protein catabolic process
Molecular function (GO): ubiquitin protein ligase activity
Source: RefSeq, a predicted model, not a curated record